AUGCUCUCCCAGGACUUCGUCUCGGCCAUCUGCGGCCCUGCGCUCGCUGCCAACACCGCCAUAGCUAAGGAUGUCGGCAUCUACUCACACGCUCUGACUCCCUCUCACGCCGUCAAGGCAACCUUCAAGAAGAGUUCCACUCCGGUCAACUGCCUGGCCCUCAGCGACACGCACAUCUUCGCAGCCCAGCACCAAAAGGCCCACGUCCACGUCUACUCCCGUCAACGCGGCAACCAGGAGGCCCUCGUCCCCUUCCCCGAAAGGAUCCGCAGCUUGACCCUCGCCGGCCAAGUCUUGGUCCUGGGUACCGCCGAGGGGAGACUGUUUCUGUGGGAGGUGUGCACGGGCCGACAAGUGUCAACUCCCCCCUGCCAUGUCCAGGCUGUUUCGUGCUUGGCUGUCACGCCCUAUCACAUCCUGUCCGGCUCGGAUGACUCCAACAUCAACGUCUGGUCGCUAUCACGCCUUCUGGCGUUGGACGUGCAGGCGGAGCAUGAACCUGAGCGGACUCUGUCCAACCACCGCGGCGCCAUCACCAGCCUAGUGGUAAGCCCGAGCACCAACUCCGAGACCAGCAUAUGCGUCUCUGCAAGUAAGGAUAAGACGUGCAUUGUCUGGAACUUCCAGACCGGUCAGAUUCUCCGGACGUUGCUCUUCCCAACGCCACCCCUCUGCGCUUGUCUCGACCCAAGUGCGCGAGCCCUUUUCGUUGCUUCUGAGGACGGCUCUCUCUUCCUCGUUGAGCUGUUUGGGGGCCCAAAGCCUGUUCUUGGCUCUCGGAGUACGGAACCCGCUUCCAUUGUCAUACAGGUCAACGCCCCGCUUGCAGUCUCAGACCCAGAGGCAGGACAGCCGUCCUGUCUUGCUCUCUCAUACGAUGGAACCUCAAUCCUCUCGGGUCACACCAAAGGCAAAAUCUUUCGGUGGAGCCUGGCAGACAAUGCCCACCCAACUGAGAUGGCCAAUCUCAACGCAGCUGUCACGAACCUAUGUUUCGUCUCGCCACUCCCAACCGCACAGCCAACCAAAGCUAUCAAUAUUGUCAAGCCGAAUCACAACCAGAAGAAGUACGUGUUCACUGCCCAGCUCGACAGUGAUCUGAGUUCCGCCACACGGUUCAGUCGAAUGCUCGACUCCAAGGGCUUCUCAUCAGAGUCGAUUGAGACAGCAAUCCCCACCCUCUCCCCUUCGUUAGAUGAGGAAGAGGACCCUGAGCUAGCGAGCCAGAACCAGCAAUUCUGGGCCAUCAUCAACAAUCACCCGGCUUUGCAGAAGCCUGAUUUCCACCAGUCUACUGCAACCCAAAGCCCCGCCUGA
This is a messenger RNA of Ilyonectria robusta, 1317 nucleotides long. RefSeq names its product WD40-repeat-containing domain protein. Bases 1 to 1317 code for a protein of 438 amino acids. Gene Ontology annotation, molecular function: protein binding. Gene Ontology annotation, biological process: DNA-templated DNA replication; rRNA processing. The transcript has 2 exons. Lineage: Eukaryota; Fungi; Ascomycota; Sordariomycetes; Hypocreales; Nectriaceae. The record is from RefSeq and is a predicted model, not a curated record. Gene Ontology annotation, cellular component: nuclear pre-replicative complex.